AAUGGGGGACUAGAUUUUUUUCCCCAGGAGUCCUUUUUUAUGCGCACAGCUACAGAGUAUUCCUCACUCAUAUAUUAGCAACGGUUAAAUUGUCAACCCGCCGCCUCUCCGACGCCCGUUCUUGCUCCACCACUCCGACGCUCCGUCAGCUACUUCUAGCCGCUGCCAGCCAGGCGAGGGGACUGCCACCAUUCUCACGCUUUGAGUUAUUGCAAGCGGCUAACCAUUUCGGUGCUUUAUCACCCACAGAUCGCGAAAGGAGGCGUUUCACUUUUCAGAAUUAUCUUUUGAAAGUGCAAUGUGCCAAAGGACUUCAAAGGGUUUAAAUUUGUAAAUUUGAUGAAUUGAAUACUUUGUUUAAGAAUUUUGAGCUUGCAUUAUUUAUAAACUAUGUUCUGUGAAUUUGAAACACUAGAUUAUGAAAUGUUCAGUUAGUGACUCUCAAGUAUUGAUGAGAUUUCCAAUAAAUAAAUUUCCAACACAGGCAAACUAAUUCUUCUUUCUUUACCUGAUUGCAUUUUAAAUGAUUAAGUCAUGUCCCCUUUUGUGUUAUAGAGUUUUUGAAGUAGUUUAUAAACAUGUAAAUCUAUUUUUAGCAUAACUUCAGCCAGGUUUCUUUAUCCACAAUGGGACAAUGUUUAUGGGACGACGGGAGUAGUACACAUUAUUUUAGGAAUAAAAACAUGGUGGCAAUACUUUAAAGAAUUUUGAGUGUUCGUGAUUUGUUUCUGAAUAUUUAGUUUGCUAGUUAGUGGUAUUACUUGUUGAAUUUGUGUCUAACCUUCCACACUUCUAUACAAAAUUGCCGGACACGCCACAUGCAAACAGGCGUCUCCUUGGUGUUUCUGAUAUCCAGCUAGGACAAAACUGAGGGUUGGUCUGUACUUAACCGUAAACCUCAACCCCAUUCUUCAUGCAUUUGUAAUCUUAGGAAUGGAGGUGGCUUUGGGUGCGCAAGAUGCAAUGGAAUGGUCUUACAGGGGAGAAGGAGCAGCCAAUUUAGUUCUUUUCUAUUGCGGAAGAUCUCCUCAAUUUGUUGGCAAAGUUUUGAGGAUUCAAAAGGAUCGAGCAAAUGGGUCUGAAAAUAGAACUGGUCAUUCGAGCUUAACCAUUCCUGAAAGACAUCUUUGGAAAGAUGUCAAAGAGCUUGUUUGCAUCCUUGUAUCCAAAGAAUUUUUGGAGGCAGUUGAAAAGAAUGCUCUUCAGGUACGCCCCCCUUGGCGGAUAGAUGCUGCUAAAGUUAAUCUCCUGAGUGAUUCUGCUAUACUUAUGUCUGAUCAUUCAACAUUCCCCCAUGGGUAUAAUUACCUUGCAUUUUUUCGAUUUCCCUGGACGCAGCCGAAAUGUGGAUUCCUUCCACAGUCAGAAUUUAUUAAAGGAAGUAAUGCUGUUAAAAGGAGAAUUAGUCGUUUCAAAAUGCACCAGGCUCUUAAGGUUGAUCAGGGGAAGAUAUCAUAUAUAAGCGGAUAUGAUCCACUGGAUAUGUUUUCUGAGUCGAAAGACAGAUUGGACAAAGCAAUGAUGGAUCUUUUUAUGACCCCACAAAAUAACUUCCGAGUAUUUUUGAAUGGUUCUCUCAAAUUUGGGGGCCUGGGUGGUGUUGCAGAAGCUACAAAUGCUAAAGAUAGUCAAGAAUUCGAAGAUGGACUAUUUAAUAGCUACUACUGCAAAGGAUUUGGGUAUUAUGAUAAGCUUCAAACCUCAAAAAGAUGGGAAUAGCGAGUCUGCUUAUAGUCUUGUCUCCUUAAAGUCAACAAACCAACAUUUUAAUUACAAGGUAUCUUUCAUUGAUCUGGACCUGAAAUAUUUGAACAAGAUGGAAUUCUACUAUGAGCUAGACCAGAAGAUUGUCAAAAGUUACAUAAAGAUGGUGAAUGGCGUCAAUCAGACACGACUUUAAUUCUAGUAGCGGAUUGCAGUUUUCGGAACCAUAUUAUUUCAUGUAAUAAUCUAAACCAUUUCUUACUCUUCCCGUUUUGAGUCAUAAUUGACAACAACCCACGCCUAUAUGGAAACUGAUGCCAUGAGUACUCCAGCAAGUUUUCGUAGGAUUUGAGGCUCUUCCGUGUUUCGUCAAAUCCAAAGGUACUUUCUCGAUAGGAGGCUACUACUAUACUUGUUUGUGGUUUGUAUACUGUGAUUUUUAUUGUAUCCUCUUCUCUCCUAAGCAAGGUUAUAAAUUUGUGACCUUUGUAAGUGUAUGUGUAUUGCCCUCCACACUAUUUCAGUUAGAAAGUUCAGAAAUGGAAUUGUCUGAAUGGUUGCAUUGUUGUUGUCUCUUCUUCUUUUUCCUCCUUAACCUUUUGUCGUCACGGCUUGACCCGGGGG
Molecule: messenger RNA, 2328 nt
Organism: Cuscuta campestris
Lineage: Eukaryota; Viridiplantae; Streptophyta; Magnoliopsida; Solanales; Convolvulaceae
Source: the annotation of a GenBank genome assembly